GAUUGUUGUUUACAAUGUUGAGACAAGUUGGGUUUGUGUUGUUAAUAUUUGUUAUAACAAAUGUACAUUCAGCUAAAAUAAUAGCAGUCUUUCCUACUCCAUCUGUGAGUCACCAAGUAGUGUUUCGACCACUAGCUCUAGAACUGGCCAAACGUGGUCACCAUAUAACAAUCAUAACAACAGAUCCAUUCACGCAAGCAAAAAACCCAAAUAUCACAGAAAUUGACGUCCAUGAUAUAUCAUACGAACUGUGGAAAAAGUACGUCGUUUUGGAUUUGGAAUUUGGGAAUAAAGACAAUAUUUAUCCACAGGUCGAAGUGGUACCGAAAGUAAUGAUGCAUAUUAUUUGUUCGCAACUUGAACAAGAUUCAGUUCAAAAACUGAUAAACAGUAAAGAAUCCUUCGAUCUUUUAAUAUUAGAAGGUUGGCUGAGGCAAAAUUUGAUAUAUUCUCAUAUUUUUAAAGCCCCCGUGAUUUUGAUGAGUUCCUUUGGAGCGAUGUUUGCAAGGGAUGAAGUCAACGUGGGAGCACCUACACAUCCUUUUCUCUACCCAAUGUUAAUACAACAGAGACUUUAUAAUAUGAGUUUUUGGGAGAAAAUUCAAGAAUUAUACAAACGACAGUGGUUUGAUUCAUUUUGGUAUGCUAGUGACGGUAAGGAAGUUGCGGUCUUCAGAGAGAAGAUAGAUAAAGAUUUGCCAGAUUAUGAAGAGUUAAGCAAAAAUAUUAACAUGUUAUUUAUAAAUACCCAUCCUAUGUGGAUCAAUAAUCAACCUCUGCCACCAAACGUAGUAACGCUUUGGGGAAUACACAAACACCCGCAGAAACCUUUGCCGAAUGAUCUUCAAACAUACCUUGACUCAUCUAAAAACGGAGUUAUCUAUUUAAGUUUUGGUUCCAACGCACUCUCAUCCAUUUUAUCCCCAGAGAAGAUACAAAUUUUUGUGCGCGUUUUUUCUCGAUUGUCAUACGACAUUUUAUGGAAAUGGGAGACUGAUGAACUGCCGGGAAAAUCGGAGAAUAUAAAGAUUUCCAAAUGGUUACCGCAGUCGGAUUUAUUGAGACACCCAAAUAUAAAACUCUUUAUAACCCAAGGAGGUUUGCAGUCAACCGAUGAGGCUAUAACAGCUGAAGUACCUAUGAUAGCUGUUCCAUUGCUCGGAGAUCAAUGGUUUAAUGCAGAGAAAUAUUUAUAUUAUAAAAUUGGAAUGAAACUCGAUAUGGAAACAAUUACUGAAGACGAACUUGAUAACGCUAUUAGCACUGUUAUAAAUGAUACUAGCUAUAGGGAUAACAUCAGAAGAUUUAAUGAUCUAUUACACGAUCAACCACAGAGUGCAUUGGAUCGAGCCGCUUGGUGGACAGAAUAUGUCAUAAGACAUGGCGGGGCGAAGCAUCUUCGAUCAAUUGCAGCUAAUUUGCCGUGGACGGAAUAUUAUGAGAUUUAUUUUGUACUUAAGCUAACUUCACUUUUGCUUAGUAUUAUAUUCGGCGUUUUAGUUGUAGUUUAUCUGGUUUGGCGACGUUUAUUUACGAAGGAAAAGCUUAAGUCUGCUUAAAAUUUCAACCAUGUCAUUGCAGUGCAUGGAGUUACGGUGUUUAGCUGAUUAUUUUGUCUAUGACUAUAGUAUGCCAAUACCUGAUAUUACUAACUUGACUACCAAGUGCCAACUAGUCCAACCAAGAGGUCGUUAGAGAGAAGUCCUUAGAGGAAGAUUGCCUUGGUGACGUUCAAGUUAGUAAAGAGGAAGUUAACAAUAUUCUAAAAUCACUAGAUACUUGCAAAGGACCGGGUCCAUCUAUCAUGGUAUUCCGUUUCACUUUGUCGAAAAUUGCUACGAUGUGCUAACAACACACAUAUACCUUGUUUAAAAAAUCGCUCUACUGGAACCUUUCCCGGGAAAUGGAAAGUUCUUUACAUAAUACCUAUACACAAAUUGGGGGAAGACAAUUGGUCUUUAACAACAAACAAAUAUGCAUAAUCAACUACUUUGCUAAAAUUUUUAAAUGCGGUGUUUACAAAAUUAAGCUAGUAAAAAAUCCUUAUCAGCACGAGUUUAUGACUCACAAAUCAACAACAUUAACCUUGACGGCAUACUCCGAUUACUUGUCAGAUCGAUGAUAGGGGUCGACAUUAUUAAUACUGAUUUUCAAUAAGCGUUUGAUAAAGUACAUCAUCACCUUCUAUUGACAAAUACCUAUAAAAAAUUAUAACGGGAUACAUGGCAACUUGCUCGGAUGGAUAAGCUCUUAAACAAUUGCACCCAAAUAGUUGCCAUUAGGAGUUAUUAUUAGGUUUACCAUUAUUUGAUUAGAUUGGAUUCGAAUAAUAGUAGGAAUUUUCAGUAGGAAAAUCUAAGCAUAAAUAAGAAACCAUAAAAAAA
Molecule: messenger RNA, 2384 nt
Organism: Pieris napi
Lineage: Eukaryota; Metazoa; Arthropoda; Insecta; Lepidoptera; Pieridae
Product: UDP-glycosyltransferase UGT5-like
Exons: 4
Coding region: 15-1559 (514 amino acids)
Molecular function (GO): UDP-glycosyltransferase activity
Source: RefSeq, a predicted model, not a curated record